GGUCAUUGCAGCAAUGGGUUAGCGAUAUUUGGUAUAAGACAUCGGAAGUUUCAGGAUAUGAGGCAUCAAAUCUCAAAGGUGUGAAUGACGGAGCAGUCUGGCAGCCGGAGCUGCCUCUAAAUCUGCAAUAUGUUGAGGUUAUGUUCGACAAGAAAGUGCAUGUGACAAGAGUUGACAUCUACGAAAGGUCCGGUGCAGGAAGCGAGAAGGCAAUUCAUUGCAAAGUUGGCGAAAACUGGAUAAGUCUUUGGAGUAAAACACCAGUCAGCUCUUCUAGUGAUGCGCAAAUAUUUUCUCCAAAGCUGACCGCUUCAUGCUUUUCGAACCACAUUAUGGUCGAAUUUCUAUUACUUCAACAUGACUUGAAAGUCGACGCUAUUUCAGUGCAUGCAGACAAAUCGCCUAUAUCAAUCCAAUUGGGAAUGACGCAAGACCAAUACCAAGCACAUGGAAUUAUGAACAGAAAUAGCCUAGCCACAUGGAGACCCGCUGAGAAGGGGCCGUACAGAUAUAUACGGAUUCAGGGAAGCCUACAACAAGAACCCCUGAAAAUCUGCAAUCUCCAAAUAAAGGGAUACCUUCCCUCAAGGAAACCACUCUUCAAGUCUGUCAAGUUCAUUACAAUGACGAUUCCUCGGCUCGGUACAGUCUCUAAUAUUCAAAGCGUCAUCGCAUGCGCCACCACCUGUACUAGUCAGACCGCACCGCCAUGCGUUACCGCCCAGUUUGAUCCGGAAUGGCACAGCUGCGCUAUGUUCGGAGGAUUUGAACACCGAAAAGACAACGACAACAGAAAUGAGACGAUGGUGUUUAAAUUUGCAGCUCAUUUGUUUAAAAACUAAAAUAUGAUUGUUAAAUCUUAAUUUAAGAAUGUCCUAUGAAGAAUAUACAACUUUUGAAAUGUUUUAUCUUAAGCAGUAUCAUGAAGAAAAGCAACAUUGUUAUCCUCCCCGCAAUUCGAAUAGCUGAUUUUAGAGCACUUAUGUAAUUUCUGGAAAACAAUACGCCUUCUGUCACUGUAUGUGUAUGUAUUGUAGAGGUUAUUAUGGAGCGAAACUUAACGCACAUGCAUAAGCAAGGUUCCCGUAGACGCAAACGGUUUUCUCUGAGUAUAUUUUAAUCAUUGACAGAAUAAGUUAUUUGUUUGAUACAUAUUAUUCAGCUUUCUUCUUUCGACCAAUAAGAGACAGGAACAAGUGACGGAUAUAUCUCACACACUUGAAAUAAGUCAUUGGUAAAUACAACCCGAGAUUUCCUUCUGCGAAAAUAGCCGAUCGUAGACUAAAUAAAUCAGUUUUAUGUUUAUUAGAUUUGUUUACUAUUUUAGAUGAAUUCAAUGUUCUUGUAAUAUAUUAUAAGUUCUAUCACUAAUACAAGUGCAUUAUUUUCCUCCUUGUUCUUCGUGUUUUUCUUGUUUUUCCACGCCCAUAUCUUAUUCUUAUUUUUCUUCCUCUCUUUGUUUUAUAUGUUGUAAAAGUAGCUGUUGUCUGUGGUGAUGGUGAUAGUGAUGGUGUUGGUGUUGUUGAUUUUCUUUUUGUUGAUAUUUGUGUAAAUACUAUGGUUGUGGUAGUGAUGGUAUUGAUAGAAUGUUGAGAGUGGAACUGAUUGUGGUGAGUGUGCUGUUGAUGGUGGUGAAGGUUGUUGUGAUGGUGGUAGUGGUAGUGAUGAUGAUGGUGGUGAUGGUAAUAGUGAUUGUGGUGGUGGUUGUGGUGGUGGUGGUGGUAUUAGUGAUGGGGGUAGUAACUGCGGUAUUUGUGGUGAUGGUUGUAGUAGUGAUGGUGGUAAUGAUGGUGGUGUUGGAGAUGGUGUCGGUGCUUUUGAUGGUGGUGGUGACAGUAUUGGUGGUGGUGAUGGUGGUGAUGGUAAUGAUGGUGGAGGUGACGGUAGUGGUAAAGGUUAUGAAAGAAUGUGUAGUAGUAUAAGAAGUAGGUGUUUUCAUUUGUAUUGUUGCUGUUGUUGUUUUUCUUUGUUUUUGUUAUAGUGUUGUUAUUGAUUAUGUUGUCGUUGUCCCUUUUGCUUCAUGUAUGUGUUGUUCCGUGUGUGGUGGUGUUUGUAUUUGUUGAUGCCGGUGGUGGUGGUGAUAUUGGUGGUGUUUGUGCUGUUUUAUGUUGUUGUUUUAAAUUGUAUUAAUACGAUAAUUCUAGUCAUGGUGAUGGUGUUGAUGAUUGUGGUGAUGAUGGUGGUAAUGGAGGUAGUAAUGGUGUGGUUGAUGGUGCUAGUGAUAGCGGUAGUGAGGGUUGCAAUACUGGUAGUUGUUGUAGUGAUAGUGAUUUUGAUGGUGUAGAUGGUGGUGAUGGUGGUAGUGGUUAUGGUCGUGGUGGUAGUUGUUGUGAAGGGGGUAGUGACGGUGGUUGUAACGGUGGUGGCAAAGGGUGUUAGUGAUGGUGGAGGUGGUGGUAUUUUUUGUGGUGGUGUUGGUGAUGGUAGAAGUAAAGGAAACAGUAAAAGAAUAAAAAGUAGGUGGUGUUGUGUUUAUUGUUGUUGUUGUAAUUUUUCUUGUGUGUUGUAGCUAAUGUUGUCGUUGUAUUGUUGUUUUUUUAUUGUGUUGUCGUUCAUUUUGCUUAUUUUGUGUUGGUCUUUUUGUUGUUGGUGUUUGUAUUUAUGUAAAUGUUGUUGUUAAUCGUGUGUAUGUUCAUAGUUAUGCGACGCGUUUUCAAAUUUUGUUAGAGUCAUAGCUUUUGUUCUCGAGGUUAUAGUUCGUCUAAAUAGUUUUCGUUUUCGUUAAAGUGGAGAACAACUUAUAAUGUGUGUUGGUUUUUUUUAAAUAAAGUAGUACAAUAGUAUUUUCAAAUUAAAGAAUACAUAAUCCCCUUUGUUUCUCUAAUAUGAUAUGCUUAAUAACAGUUAAACAUUGCUGAUCAAAAUGAAGUUAGCAAUACCUCUAUUGCAUAACUUAUCACAAUACUUUGUUUCUUGCAUUUAUUGAUUUCAUCGUACGUUUUAGCUCGUAUGGUAAACCACACCUGUAGUCUGAAUUUGAUGCUCGUUAGCAGCCAGUCCAGCCUGUUCAAUGCAUAAUUAAUUGUAUGUUUCAAUUGAGAUUUACGUUUUUUUUUUCGGAUUAGUUUUGUACAAAAACACUGUAGCACAUAUUUUUUAUACAAUAUGUACGGAUCGUUCGUGAUCCACGUACACACAUUUUAACUAACCAUUAACACAAACAUUACUGUAAAAUCAUUUAUAUUCAUUAGAAUGAAAUGUCGUUUUUUUUAAAUGACAUUUUCGUGGACACGUUUAAUCGUGAUAUUUUAUUUUUGAAAAAAGAAGAAAUUUGAAUCGUUUGUUUUCCAAAUUAUUUGUGUUUAUUCAUUGAUCGGGCAAUCCACAAAAUCAACAACAUAAAUGUCCUACGAAUAAUACUGAUUUUACACUAACGGUAAUGUGUGUACAGAUGUCAAGUUAUUGGAGAUGAGACUAUUUUAAUUAAAAAAUAUACGUAGACGUGUAAAUGAAUGUUGUCAAUGUGCUU
Molecule: messenger RNA, 3469 nt
Organism: Dreissena polymorpha
Lineage: Eukaryota; Metazoa; Mollusca; Bivalvia; Myida; Dreissenidae
Exons: 6
Coding region: 141-842 (233 amino acids)
Source: RefSeq, a predicted model, not a curated record